Molecule: messenger RNA, 345 nt
Organism: Monoraphidium neglectum
Lineage: Eukaryota; Viridiplantae; Chlorophyta; Chlorophyceae; Sphaeropleales; Selenastraceae
Product: Dynein light chain Tctex-type 1
Exons: 5
Coding region: 1-345 (114 amino acids)
Biological process (GO): microtubule-based movement
Cellular component (GO): cytoplasmic dynein complex; cytoplasm
Molecular function (GO): dynein intermediate chain binding
Source: RefSeq, a predicted model, not a curated record
AUGGACGAUGCAGCAUCAGUGCCAGAUGAGACCGGGUUCGUGGCAGACGAGGUGACCGCAAUUGUCAAGGAGGCGGUGGACGGCGUCCUGGCGGCGGAGGCAUACAACGAGCAGAUGGUGGGGCGGUGGACGAGCAACUGCCUGGAGGGCUGCGUGAAGCGGCUGGUGGCGCUGGGGAAGCCCUACAAGUACAUCGUGACAUGCACCAUCAUGCAGAAGACGGGUGCCGGCCUGCACACAGCUGCAUCGGCCUACUACGACACCGCCACAGACGGCAGCCGCACGAUUCGGUGGGAAAACAAGUCCAUGUAUGCCAUCACAACAGUUUUUGCGCUGGCUGCAUGA